AUGAGGGGGCAGCUCCUGAUGUUUUUCUUCUCGUUCAUGAUCAUUCUCCUCUGUCUGGGGAGUCUGAUGACCAUGUUCAUCUGGGACACGUCGGACUACAAUAAUUUGAAAACUUACCAACCGGCCCCUGCAAAGCUUUGUAAAGGCUGCAAGAAAAUCAUUGACAAAAUACAACAACGUUACAAUCAAACCUGGAUGAAGCAGGAAGAGAAUAACAUGAAAUUGAGAGCUGAACUGAGACUUAAGUGCAAUGGGUCUGAUGAAGCCAUCAUUACCCAGAGCAACACUCCGGUGGGAUCGAAGCUUGUUUAUGAUGGGGAACAGAAGAGGACUAUUGAGGUGAAUCAGGACCUGUUCAACAUGUUUAUUAAGAAACAUCCUUUCUCAAAUAAAAUAUGGGACACCUGUUCAGUUGUUGGGAAUAGUGGGAUCCUGUCUGACAGCGGCUGUGGAAAAAUGAUUGAUUCGGCUGACUUUGUUGUCAGGUGCAACCUACCUCCAUUGGACAAUGGAUAUGAGAAAGAUGUUGGCACCAAAACUAACCUUGUGACAGCAAAUCCGAGCAUCUUAUUACAUAAGUUUGGCUCGCUGAUAGGACGUCGCCGUCCAUUCAUAGAUAGUCUUCGCCAGUAUGGCAGCUCUUUGCUGCUCCUUCCUCCCUUCGCCUUUAGUAGAAAUACUGCAGUGUGUCAGCGAGCUGUUUAUGCAAUAGAGGACUUUGAAAGCCCUCUUCAGCCUGUUUUCUUCAACCCUCGGUACCUUCAGAAUCUGUCCCAGUUCUGGCGCUCUCAGGGCCUGAAGGAAGUACGGCUCAGCACCGGAUUAAUGAUGGCUAGCAUGGCCCUGGAAUUUUGUGAAAAUGUGCACCUGUAUGGAUUCUGGCCCUUCAGUAGUCACCCAUAUGGCCUCUACGCCCUGACUAACCACUACUAUGAUGACAAACCAGCUAAUAAAGGCUUCCAUUCAAUGCCGGCUGAAUUUGACCAGUUGUUGCAGCUGCACGCUCAAGGGAUAAUAAGGCUUCACCUGGGAGACUGUAAAGCAGAUGGAAAAUAGUUCCCAGGGACAGACAACACCACCGAAGCAAAGUGUCACCUCUGUAGCCUUCAGAUG
Molecule: messenger RNA, 1113 nt
Organism: Archocentrus centrarchus (flier cichlid)
Lineage: Eukaryota; Metazoa; Chordata; Actinopteri; Cichliformes; Cichlidae
Product: alpha-2,8-sialyltransferase 8F-like
Exons: 7
Coding region: 1-1056 (351 amino acids)
Biological process (GO): N-glycan processing; oligosaccharide metabolic process
Molecular function (GO): alpha-N-acetylneuraminate alpha-2,8-sialyltransferase activity
Source: RefSeq, a predicted model, not a curated record